Papaver somniferum (opium poppy) is the source of this 645-nucleotide messenger RNA. RefSeq names its product B3 domain-containing protein REM19-like. Bases 1 to 645 code for a protein of 214 amino acids. The transcript has 2 exons. The record is from RefSeq and is a predicted model, not a curated record. NCBI's taxonomy places the organism in Eukaryota, Viridiplantae, Streptophyta, Magnoliopsida, Ranunculales, Papaveraceae. Gene Ontology annotation, molecular function: DNA binding.
AUGGGGAAGGGAUGGAACAAUUUUUCGAUUGGAAAUAGGCUAUCUGAAGGAGAUGCAUGUGUAUUUGAGUUUCAUAACUACACAAAAGGAAAUACAUUGAAUGUUCGCAUCACUAAAAAGUCUGACUUCGAGAAACACGGUUACUCGUUGAUCAAAACUAAGAGACGGAUUAAAUACUUGGGUCCUGAAGUUAAACUGCUGCCAGGCUCUAAGAUUGAUUGCCUGACAGCUCCUGCAGAAAAUAGAGCCAUACAAUCAACUGAUGCUUUCAAGUCCAAGUAUCCUACAUGCAAUUUAACUAAAGCCAUACAAGCAGCUAAUGCUUAUCCUUCAUGCGAAGUUAUCAUGAGACCAUCUUAUUUGCGUAAAGGGUGUGUUGGGCCUCCUCUGCCUGCUCAAUUUGCAAAGCCUUUUCUAACAAAGCAAAGUCAGAUUGUCACUCUGAGGGUUUCAGAUGGGAGAAUGUGGGAUGUUAAAUGUACUACAUCAUCUUUUCCACACUAUCAAGCUCACUUACUGAAGGGAUGGUAUGAUUUCGUGUUGGGCAAUCAUCUGAAGGAAGGUGGCGUGUGCGUGUUUGAGCUAGUUGAUAUGGAUAAUCUUGAGAUGAAUGUUACCAUUUUCCGAGUCAAUUCUACAAGUUAA